Molecule: messenger RNA, 7631 nt
Organism: Coregonus sp. 'balchen'
Lineage: Eukaryota; Metazoa; Chordata; Actinopteri; Salmoniformes; Salmonidae
Source: the annotation of a GenBank genome assembly
CUGCCCUGGAAGUCCCUGACCAGUAUCAUAGAGUACUACUACAUGUGGAAGACCACAGACAGAUACGUACAGCAGAAACGGUUAAAAGCAGCAGAGGCAGAGAGCAAGUUGAAGCAGGUCUACAUCCCUAACUAGUGAGUAUCUACAGCGUCUCCGAUAGACUGAGACAGCAGGUCCUAAUUAGCUCUAAUGUUAACUCUUUUGAAGUCUGCAGGUCGGAAGGCUCUGUAUAGGCAUCAGCUGUGUAGUGGUGGAGCUUCCACCAUAUUGCUUAAUGGGACAAGCUGCAGUAUGUUGCAUUUCUGAGAAUCCUCUGCCCACUUCCUCAUAGCAACAAGCCCAACCCCAACCAGCUGAGUGCUAACAGUGUGAACAGUGUGAAGCCUGGCGUUGUGGGAGGCCUAGUGAACGGCUCCGGAGCCACAGCUGGAGCCACAGUCGGAGCUGGGGGUGUGCCUGGAGCUCCGGGGGUGGUCCCAGUGCCCCCAGGACAGACCCCAGGACUGGGCCGGGCCUGCGAGAGCUGCUACAGUGAGUACCACUCCCCCCACACCCAGUGUUUUUGCUUCAUUUAAAGCGCAUGGAAUUGAGAGUGAGGGAUAGGUAGAGAGACACACACACACACAGGGACAGACACACACACACACACACACACACACACACACACACACACACACACAGUGUAGAAACUGGCACAACGGGGCAAUGAAUGGGUACAAUGUGUAGUCUGGAGGUGGCUGUGCUGACCACUUCACCCAACCUAUGACAUCGUGAAAAUCACUCCUGUCCUGUUUCCUUGGAUGAUCUCCAUUCCAUACUGUAGUAAGGCUCCAAGCCAUUGCCUCUAUGGCUGUCCUUUAACAAUGGAGUGAGUGAGUGAGCUCAGCUCACUCUGCAGUAGAAUCUAGUCAAGAGCUAUUUUAGUGUUAAUUAAUUCAGUCUUAAAUGAUUAAAGAAUGUCACUAACUCUGUGUAUGUGCACGUGUCUCUGCGUGUGUGUGCAUGUGUGUCUGUGUGUGUGUCUCUGUCUCUCUCUCUCUGUGUGUUUAGCCAUCAGCUCGUACCAGUGGUACUCGUGGGGUCCCCCCAACAUGCAGUGUCGUCUGUGUGCCUCCUGCUGGACCUACUGGAAGAAGUAUGGAGGACUGAAGAUGCCAACAAGACUGGAAGGAGAGAGGCCUGGACCCAACCGCAACAACAUGGUAAACAACAACAACAACAACAAACUGAGAUAUCAUGAUUAGGAUCAGAAGGUUUUCCCAGGUAAUGCGAACUGAGAUAUGAUUAGGAUCAGAAGGUUUUCCCAGGUAAUGCCAACUGAGCAGGAGAAACUCCUGGCGCUCCUAAAUGUCAACCUACAACCCUUUGACUUGGACUCCUCUCUUGUCUGAUUGUUGUCCAUUCUCUAACGCUUUCUCCUCUGGCUCUUCUCUCUUCCUCCUCCUCCUAUUUCUCCUCCUCUUCCUUCUCAUUCUCUCUCCCUUCUCACUCUGUCUCUCUACUUUCUCUCUCCCUCCCCUCCUCCCCUCCUCCCCUCCUCCCCUCCUCCCCAGUCUCCCCAUGGUGUUCCCAUGCGUCACAGCGGGAGCCCCAAGUUUGCUGUAAAGACGAAACAGGCCUUCUACCUGAUGACCACUCGGGUGACACGCGCCGCCCGACGCGUCUGUCAGGACAUCAUCAGACCACGCUUCCUCGCCAGGCACCCCUACCUCCCCCUCAACACAGCCCAAAUCAAACAAGAAUGUGAGUAACAUACUACACCUCUACCUACACCCCUCCACCCCUAUCCUCCACCCCUCCACCCCUAUCCUCUACUCCUCCACCCCAUCCUCUACUCCUCCACCCCUAUCCUCUACUCCUCCACCCCUAUCCUCUACUCCUCCACCCCUAUCCUCUACUCCUCCACCCCUAUCCUCUACUCCUCCACCCCUAUCCUCUACUCCUCCACCCCUAUCCUCUACUCCUCCACCCCUAUCCUCUACUCCUCCACCCCUAUCCUCUACUCCUCCACCCCUGUCCUCUACUCCUCCACCCCUAUCCUCCCCCCUCCACUCCUACCUCCCCCCUACCUCCCCCUCAACACAGCUCAAAUCCAGGCCUAGUGAGAGUACUGAGUAGACCUGGGUCCUGGUUAUUAAGGCAGCACCAAAUGUAGGAAAACUGAGUAAAACAGGGAGAGACUACCUGUAAUAGUCCAAAAAAAAUGUCAAUUUUUUCCUUUUCUGUUGUAAAAUGUUUUAAAAGGUCUCAGUGGCUGUCUUAACAUACUACACCUCUACCCCUAUCCUCUACUCCUCCACCCCCUAUCCUCCACCCCUAUCCUCUACUCCUCCACCCCCUAUCCUCUACUCCUCCACCCCUAUCCUCUACUCCUCCACCCCUGUCCUCUACUCCUCCACCUCUCCACCCAUAUCCUCUACCCCUAUCCUCUACUCCUCCACCCAUAUCCUCUACCCCUAUCCUUUACUCUCCUCCACCCUAUCCUCCACCCCUAUCCUCCACCCCUCCACCCCUAUCCUCCACCCCUCAACCCCUAUCCUCUACCAAUCCUCUACUCCUCCACCCCUAUCCUCUACUCCUCCACCCCCAUCCUCUACUCCUCUACUCCUCCACCCCUAUCCUCUACUCCCUCCACCCCUCCUCUCCCCCCCCUAUCCUCUACUCCUCCACCCCUAUCCUCUACUCCUCCACCCAACCUCAUCCUCUACUCCUCCACCCCUAUCCUCUACUCCUCCACCCCUAUCCUCUACUCCUCCACCCCUAUCCUCUACUCCUCUCCUCUACUCCUCCACCCCCAUCCUCUACUCCUCCACCCCUAUUCCUCCCCCCUCACUCCACCUCCACCUCCCCUCUACCUCCCACUCAACACACGCUCAAAUCCAGGCCUAGUGAGAGUACUGAGUAGACCUGGGUCCUGGUUAUUAAGGCAGCACCAAAUGUAGGAAAACUGAGUAAAACAGGGAGAGACUACCUGUAAUAGUCCAAAAAGAAAUGUCAAUUUUUUCCUUUUCUGUUGUAACAUUUUAAAAAGGUCUCAGUGGCUGUCUUAUGUAACUGGCUACUGAAAUGUGACACACAUACUAACCCUGUGCUGUGGUGUUUUCCAGGUGCACUACGGUUGCCAGACGAGCCCAAAAUGCCAUUGCCGCUGAAGCCGGUUGACAGGAAGCCUCUGGAGUCAGUGGUCCGAUAUCUUGGUGGGAAUCUAUCUCACCCAUCUGUAGAGAAGUCUCACAUUUUCAGUCUGAUAAAUGGCAUAUAUUAAAUAUAAUAGUCUGUUUUAGCCAGUGUUGAUUUGAAAUUCAUGAUUUGCUGAUUAAACUCAAACAUCUUCCUAUUUUCUCUUCCUUCCUCUCUCUCUCGCUCGCUCUCUCUCCCCUCCCUCUCCCGUGCCCAGAGGCCCACCCGUGCCCUCCCAAACCUGACCCCCCACGCGGCCAGACCGUCACCAUGGGCAGCCUGACACCCAUCAAGUCGACGCCCAACAUCCUCAACAAUGGAUCACCCACCAUCCUGGGCAAACGCACCUACGAGCAGCACAACGGCAUGGACGGUGAGAGACAGAGGAGAGGGUCAGAGGUAGAGAGGGGUUGGAGCAGGGAGGAUGAUGUAGAUGGAAGACAGUGUGGUCAUGGCAGACAGGUAGGAUGUAGAUGGAAGACAGUGUGGUCAUGGCAGACAGGUAGGAUGUAGAUGGAAGACAGUGUGGUCAUGGCAGACAGGUAGGAUGUAGAUGAAGACAGUGUGGUCAUGGCAGACAGGGGGGAUGUAGAUGGAAGACAGUGUGGUCAUGGCAGACAGGUAGGAUGUAGAUGGAAGACAGUGUGGUCAUGGCAGACAGGUAGGAUGUAGAUGAAGACAGUGUGGUCAUGGCAGACAGGUAGGAUGUAGAUGGAAGACAGUGUGGUCAUGGCAGACAGGUAGGAUGUAGAUGGAAGACAGUGUGGUCAUGGCAGACAGGUAGGAUGUAGAUGGAAGACAGUGUGGUCAUUGCAGACAGGUAGGAUGUAGAUGGAAGACAGUGUGGUCAUGGCAGACAGGUAGGAUGUAGAUGAAGACAGUGUGGUCAUGGCAGACAGGUAGGAUGUAGAUGAAGACAGUGUGGUCAUGGCCUCCCCCCCCACCCCUUCCUUUCUCCAACUCAUCUUUCUCCACCUCUCCCUCCCCCACCUCUCCCUUUCUCCAACCCUCCCCACCUCUUCCUUUCUCCACCCCUCCCCUCCCCCACCUCUCCCUUUCUCCAACCCUCCCCACCUCUUCCUUUCUCCACCCCUCCCCUCCCCCACCUCUCCCUUUCUCCCCCCCUCCCCUCCCCCACCUCUCCCUUUCUCCCCUCUCCCACCCCCUCCCCACCUCUUCCUUUCUCCUCCCCUCCCCCACAUCUCCCUUUCUCUCCCCUCUCCCACCCCUCCCCCAACUCUCCCUUUUCUCCAACCCUCCCCUCCCCACCUCUCCCCCUCCCCCACCUCUCCCUUUCUCCCCUCUCCUACCCCUCCCCCACCUCUCCCCUCCCCCACCUCUCCCUCUCCCUCUCUCUCUCUCUCUCUGUAUAUCCAUCUCAGUAGGUUGUAGUGAAUGCUGGUUUCUCUCCCUCUGGUUUAUAUAGCUCCAGGCUAUGGUGGGUGUUGUCAUGGUAAUGGAAUGGAAUGGUAGCCAGGAGCUAUCUGAGACUAGAGGGUCACCGGUAAUAACCCUCAUCCUCUCCUGGACCAGACCACACUCACUAGGGACUAUGUCCAUGUUCUGUUCAGAAAGGAGGAGCAUAUAUAUGUGUGUGAGAGAGAGGCGCUACCUACACUGAGUGGUUGUACUGUGUGUUCUAGUAUAGUUCUGCAGGGCAGACUAGCUAGUAGCUACAGACAUCUUCUCUGGGUUUGGAGUUUGGACGGGAGCCAAGUCUCCAUGGAUACGUGCUGUCUGACUAUUCUGACCGGCACUCCAUGUCUUUCUCUCCUUUGUUUUGGAAACAUCCUCUGAGGUUAAAGAAACUCUUUCACAUCACAGACUGCACUACUACAUUAAUAACAUGUAUAGGCUACAACAUCUGAUUGAUAUGUUGUGUGAACAGAUCAGUUGGAUUAUAGUCCUGUUUACACAAUUGUCUGUAGUAGUCUGUGUCUGUAAUUGUCUGUGUCUGUAGCAAUGUAUUUCUGUCCUCAGGGUUGGGGUUUGGGACAGGAAGUUUGUCACUGGGUAGAGUGGAUGUCCUGAAGCGCAGGGCAGAGACACGGCAGACAUGAACAUGCAGUUCGACAUAGACCACAAGGGGGCAGGAUAGGUCAUAUUUUAUGGCUGCCGCUCCAUCAGCAUAAGUUAUGAAUGCACCAAAGGCUUAAAGAUAGACUACAUAGUGUGGCUGUGUGCAUUUGCUGUGUGUGUGUGUGUGUGUGUGUGUGUGUGUGUGUGUGUGUGUGUGUGUGCGACUGUGUGUGUAUUAAUAUCCCUCUCUCCUGUGCUAGGAACAAAGCCCAAAGCCCCACAGUGGGACAUCAUGGCAAAGAGAACAGCUGAGCCAGGCAGGACCACCUCUGCCCCGAUGCAGCAGGACGAGGUACAUGAACUGGACUGACUGACCACAGCAGGGACCUCACUACAGCCUUCGUACAAGGUAGGAAACCUCUCAUUCAAGGAUUCAUUGAUUGAUGGCUGAUUGAUUGAUUUGACGUAAAAUGUACUCACGCGUGACUGUAAGUUGCUUUGGAUAAUAGCAUAUUAUGUAGGGGAUAGACGCAGACGUGCUGUACAUUACCCUUUGCGGAGUUCAUCUUUCCAAGGUAAUGUACAGAACGGAGGCGUUUAUCCAGCUUACACCACAGUUGCCAAAGAAAACAAUACUAAAGCACACAUUUACCGGUAUAAUUUUUUUGGUUGAUAUUUUUAUAAGACAAUUUAUACUUUCUCAUCUUUUUGCUGCUAGAGAAGUUUGUUCGAUAUUUAUGGAUGCGACCCAGUUGUUCGUUCUAUAUGUUCCGUUGCCUUACUCGCUGGCAACGUUCUUGUCCCUUGCUUGCUAUCUAGCCAACUAGCUACGGCUAACACAGUCAUGACCUCUGCAGCCAGAAUUACAGCAAAGUAGCUGCAUUUGCGUUUGUUUAAGCUGUUUUCUAUUGACAUUCAUUUGGAUACAUCCAUAACAAUGAGCUGAUGAUGCCCGAUUUUGCCUGGCAUAGCUAGAAAAGUUUGCCUUCUCAGGACACUCGACACUGAUCAUUACAAGGAGAUCACAUUGCAUAUCAACCGCUAGGCUAGAAUCUACCCAGAAAGACACACAGCUGUAAUCGUUGUCAAAGGUGCUUCUACAAAGUAUUGACUCAUGGGUGUGAAUACCUAUGUAAAUGGAAUAUUUCUGUAUUUAAUUUUCAAUAAAUUAGCCAACAUUUCUAAAAACAUGUUUUCACUUUGUCAUUAUGAGGUAUUGUGUGUAGAUGGGUGAGAGAAAACAUUUUCUUUCAUAAUUUUGAAUGUGGAAUAAGUCAAGGGGUAUGAAUAAUUUCUGGCAGUAAGUUUUUCCUCAUUGGCCUGCGUUUAUAAUGUAUCCAAUUUGGGUUUGUGUAGUUGUUGGUUAAGCUUUCUGUAACUUUGUAGCAAGUACAGUCUGCAUGUGUAGGCGCAUAUUGCAUCAUGAUUUCAAGGUCCCCCGAUAUCUUUUCCAACUGUCACAUUAUCUGGUUUUAAAUGUCCAUUCUAGAAUGCCUUCUAGCCAAUCAGAAACAAGUAUUCAGCAAUGCUGUGGUAUAAUAUAUUAUAUUAUAUAUGAAGAUGCCUUGUCCAUAUGGGUUUAUAAAAUACUAGAUAUUCCAAAAGUAAUCCAUUUACAGUGUGUUAAAUAAUACAGUAUUGUGCAGUAGCAGUAGAAUCAUAUAGUGGAUUAUAAGACAUAGUCAAGUCUCAACCCUCUUCUUGUGUUUUCUUACCCCAGGUAAAUGAAAUGGGAAGGCAUUUUUCCACAUCCAGAGAUGGAGUUGGGGGGGAUUUGAGUGGAGCAGGGCUGGAGGCCGCAGCACCAUCAUUGAUUGGCCACCAUCUCACACAAUCAGCAUGAGCCUGCAAACUGUCAAAGACCAACCAACCAAUCGUCUUUGGGAAUGGAAGGAAUAGAACUAAGGCUGUGGCCUAUCAGAAGACUGCCUGACUGUACAGGACUGUGUUUAUAACUUAACCUUUCUUGUUAUUACUGUCAUUACUGUAAUUAUUAUUUUGUUUCUUUUUGUUUUCAUUUUUUUACCAACUAUAACCCGAAGCUUAAGUUUAAUUGUUGAUAAUAAUAAAAAAAACUAUGAAACUUAAAGUUUCAUGAAAACUGCUUGCGUUGUUGUGUGGAAAACCCCUGUGGAAAAGGGUGAAAGAAGGACUGUCUGUAUUGUAAUAUAAGCCACUUGCAUCUUUUUUUAACAUGUUUAUUAAACAUAUGACAAGGAGAUGAACAUUAAUUUCAAUGACGUAAGUAUACUUCCUUUUUUAUUUUUAUUUUAUUAUUUUGAAAUCUUCUCGAGGGUUCUGUUUUGUGAGCAGACCCGACCCUAUUUGGCCAGAGGUUUAACUUAUUGAGAAAGACUGAAACAUGCUGUUUUUUCUACCUUUUUCACAAGUAAUGCAUCUAUGCUUCAAUGAUGUAAUUAAAAUGAUAAUAG